Drosophila teissieri is the source of this 1794-nucleotide messenger RNA. RefSeq lists its product as uncharacterized. Bases 1 to 1794 code for a protein of 597 amino acids. The transcript has 2 exons. NCBI's taxonomy places the organism in Eukaryota, Metazoa, Arthropoda, Insecta, Diptera, Drosophilidae. The record is from RefSeq and is a predicted model, not a curated record.
AUGGGGAGUCGUUUCUUCCUACGGAACUUUAUACUUUUUGGCCUUUUGGCCAGCAGCAAUAUGCAGAUUCCCGUCGGAGAACUUGAGAACAGCUUGGAUUCGGAAAUGCCUUACUUGCUGGAAGUGACCUACUUCUUGGGAACGAUAUUUGGACUACAGUCCGUUACGAUAUUUUCGGGCUGCAUCAACAUAAGUCAUACCAUCCAGCGGAGCCUUAUGGACAGAUAUAUACCCGUUAAUACGGUUGGAUCCAAUCUACAGCCGGCUAAGUACCACAAACUGGCUAAUGCCAAUAUUCGGAUUGUUCUCUUUAGUGGCCUGGAUGAUCCAAUAUUCAGUACUCUCAAUGCCACAAAAUCUCGCUACUCAGAUAAUAUGUAUAUCCUUGUGUAUGCUACACCAAACACAAAUAAGUCCGUUGAAAUGGACUUUAUUGAAGAGGUAUUCGCACUACUCUGGAAUAUGUCGAUUGAUUGUACCUUUCUAAUGGUACAUGGCGAGUUCAAGAUGGAGAUAUGGAACUACUUUUAUUUGGAAAAAAUACAAAAGUUUAAAGUGGUCAGGUCCAACACGUUUUUGGAAAGUAUUCGAAACUCCAACUUUAAGUUUGUGCUACACGUUAUCGAUGAUUCUCCGUCAUUAUUUUGGUACAACUCAUCGGAGCAAGCGGAUGUGACUGGCGGGGGCAACAUCAGUGUGUCCGGCCCCAUCGGUCUGUUCAUCAUUAACUUUAUGCGUCACCUAAAUAUGACCACGGAAAUUGUUCCGGUUCCAGGAAGGCAGACCUCCAAGUACGAGAACUAUCAGCAUACAGAUAAUUUUAAAUUCGGCAAUGCGACAUAUAUUGUGGGCACUGCUGUCUUGAAGUACAGCCCCAUGGUGUUGCACUCACGGACCUGUCUGUUGGUCGCGAAUCACAGGAUGGUUCCCUUAAGCAGAUUCUUGGACAGGCUGAUUAGUCCCGGUGUUUUCAGGCUCACCUUUUUGUCGAGUGUUGGCGUAUUCGUGAUCAAGUUCUUCUCGCAUCGCCCUCGAUUGUUUUUGGUUGCCUUGUUUGGUACCUUCCGAUUUUUUUUUGGUAUUCCGCUGCCCAACAAUGUUUUAGAGCGCCUACCCAUGGUGGAUAGGUGGAUAGAAGUGUUUAUAUUCCUACUCGUGAAUAUCCUACUGAGUUCGAAUAUAUCCAUAACAAGCAGCGCCCUAACAACAGGUUUUUAUGAGACACCAAUCAGAAAUGUCGAGACCAUGAGAGCGAGUGGCCUGCAGAUUAUGACCGCAGAUCCGACAAUUCCACAGGCCUUCAAGGACAACUUUAUGCCCAGUUCACUGGCGGAUCUGGUGGUGCUUGUGGAUGAACCGACCUAUUUGCAUCACGUCAUCACCUUGAACAACAGCUACGUAUAUGUGGUGCAGUCGCACAACUGGGAGGUCUUUCGCCUCUACCAACAGCAAAUGACCAAACACCAAUUCGAGAUUGGUGGCGAGGAACUGUGCUCCAAAUGGCGUAUCUUGGGCCUGCCCUUGAAUCCGAAAUCGCCUUUUAGGUUCAUGCUUAAUAAUUUCUUCUAUCGGGUCAUAGAGUCUGGCCUCGGGAAAAGAUGGCUUCAUGUGGGCUUCAAGAAGUUUUGUGAUGUUAAUAACUUGAACAAGUUGCCCGUAGACUCCACUAUUUGGAAGCCGCUGUCCAUUGAGUUUUUUUCAAAUUUCAUAAGGGUCUAUAUUCUAGGAUUAGUGCUCGCCACAUUAACGUUCGUUGGUGAACUGGUGCAGAAUAGAUAUCGUCGUAGAAAUUAA